This is a messenger RNA of Parnassius mnemosyne (clouded apollo), 7869 nucleotides long. The record is from the annotation of a GenBank genome assembly. Lineage: Eukaryota; Metazoa; Arthropoda; Insecta; Lepidoptera; Papilionidae.
AUGUCGUUCAUAACAAAAAGAGAACGCGUAUUCAAUGAAUACGACCUUUUAGAUUUACCAGGAAGAAAUGAAGGAAAACUGAAAGCAUAUGCAUCGUGUACUGAUGCAAGGGCGUGGUCACAUUUUUGUUCAGACAAAAGUGAUCAUUUGGUAGAAAUUAUAAAACGGAAUAAUGAGAUUUGUCGACCGAAGAAGUACAUUCCCACUGACGUGAUAGUGAACACAUUAAUGGGGGCAAAAAAUGCCGAGAUUAAUCGUUUGAGGCGCAAAAUUGAAGAAUUUGAACAACUACUGGUGGCUUAUGAUCACCUUGAUCUAACACCUGAUCAGAAAAUCGAAAUAGCGAACGCCCACGCAGCUAUAAAAGCCGCCAAUAAGGAGCUUGAUGAUAUGUGCUUGGAUUUGGAUUUAUCAGGUUACACAGAGGGUAUUGAUUCCGAAGCUUUUCAGACUGGAAAGUCGAGAGGAGAUGAGAGGUCUUUAGAUAGAAUUUGCGAUCCUAAGGAAACUAAGAGCAACCAGACAAUGGGAUUGUCUUGCCCUUGCGAUGCCAGCACUGCUGCUUACGACCCAAGAAUCGACGAAAUGCAAGAAGUAAUAAUCAGUAAAGAUGCUAAAUUGAACGCGAUGCGAAAUACAAUUGCUGUUAUGGAGAAUGAUGUUUGUGAGCCUUAUUGCAUCUAUGCUCAUAUUUACACGGCACUAGAGAAAAUAUUUGCUGUAUUAUGUCAAAAUGAAAAAUAUAAGCAGUAUCUUGAUCUUCUGACAUCUGGAAAAGAUACUCGGAACGUCGACAUUAAAGGAAAAAUCUUCUAUAAAUUGAAAGUACUGGAAAAGUUUUGCUUUGCCCUAAUUGCUCCUUGCUCGAAGGAUUGUUCUUGUUAUCACGCUGAAAUAACUUCAUGGAUGGAAACUACAUUUGCGUUGACGUCUAAAGAAACUGUGAUUACAAAUCUUGAUAGUAAACGAGCUGAGCUUGUAGCUGAUAUAAUGGGAAAUGAUGAGAUGAAACAAAUACUGAGUAAAAAAAAUUCGUCAGUAAAAGUUGAAGAGAUUUCUGCUGAAGAGGAUUUUGUCGUUAAUAAUAACUGCAGUAUUAACGUAGAAAACCUAAUUCGCUUAAAAAAUUUACAAGCAAGUUAUGAAGAUCUUCUAACUUGCUAUGAUGAAUUAAAGUAUGAAAAGAAUUGUUUAAUAAUUAAGUGUCAAAAAUACGAUGAAUUAGAAAAAGAGUAUGAAAAGUUGCGUGAUCAAUUAAAUUCGUAUAAUAGUUUGUGGAAUGAACGAGAAUAUUAUAAAAAAAGAUCAGAAGAUCUCGACAUUUUAAAGGAAAAGUAUUUAGUAUUGGCUGAUGAAACAUUAAAUUUGGAAACGCAAUUAAAAGCUCAAAUUGAAAUAGCCGAUGCGAAAUCAGUUACAAUGGAACAAUUAAGAAAUGAAAAUGUAAAUUUAGAAAAAAGAAUAAAUGAAGCAUCCAUAGUGUGUGAAAAAGAAAAACAUGCACUUACAUGCCGACUGCAGGAAUAUGAAUGUAAAAUAAUGUGUCAAGACCAACAAAUACAAAGUUUAUUGGUUCAAAUUAACAAGUUUCUUGAACGAAAUAAUGAUGACGUCCUAGAAGGAAAUGAGUUAAAGAUGAUGGGGUUGAUUAAUCAAAUUGAAUCGCAAAAGGAACAAAUAAAUAAUCUUAAGGAUUCUCUGUUCCACAAAGAGGAAGAAAAAAAGAAACUUGAUGAAGACUUUCAACAAAAACUUGUGAUUAUCAAUAAUUUAAGAUUGGAGAUUGAAGAUUGGAAAAGAGUGUGUGAAAAAACAAUUCAACGUAAUGAUUAUUUGGAAAAGCUAAUAGAAGAAACACAAGAUGAAAUGAAGAAGUUAAUUGAUGAAAAUAAGAGUCUUACAAUUGACGUCGAGGAUAAAGCUAUUGCCAUAGAGAAUUUAAUGAAAGUUGUCAGCAACAAAUCGUUGGAAAUUAAUAAAUUGGCGGAAGAAGUGGAAAGCACAAAACAGCAAAAGGGUGAUUUGAUCAAGCAGUUGAAUGAAAUACAUCAAAGUUACAAUGAUAAAAUACACACACUCGAAAAUGAAAGAAAAAUUGCAAUGAGUUCAAUAAAAAUAGCUACCAAGGUAAGUGAAACAUUGCUUGGUAAAAUCUCUGACUUCGAUCUGAUAAAUCGAGAACAAAAUGUGGCAGCCAGUGGACAAACCACGGAAAGUAAUGAAUUGUCUGAAAACAUUGAAACUAUAAAAGCACAAAAUGGAAUAAAACAGAGUUCAGAAGACAGUGCACACUCUGAUGAAGUUAACAAAUUUCAAACAUUCAAUGAAAAAAAUACACAAAAUGAAAUAAAGCAGAGUUCAAAAAACAACUCACACUCUGAUGAAGUUAACAAACUCCAAACGUGCAACGAAAAAAUUACACAAAAUGAAAUAAAGCAGAGUUCAAAAGAUAACUCACACUCUGAUGAAGUUAAUAAAUUUCUAACGUUCAACGAAAAAAAAUCACAAAAUGAAAUAAAGCAGAGUUCUAAAGACAACGCACACUCUGAUGAAGUUAACAAAUUUCAAUCGUUCAACGAAAUGCAUGACGAAACAUUGAUAAAAAAGAGCAGUGAAUAUAUGAAAGGUUUAGAAAUAAAAGAAAACGAAAGUGAAAUAUUGAGAAAUAAGCUUCAAGAAAUAAGCUACCUUGCGGAUAAAUGUAAUGUGUUAAAAGAUUCAUAUCAACAAAUACUUGAAGAAAAAAAUUGUCUUUUAAAUGAAUUAAGAGAUAAAUCUAACAAACUUGAGGAAGCAAAACAUCUCAUACAAGUGAUGAACAAUGAAAAACGAUAUUUUCUUGAGCAAAUAGACGAAAAUGAGAAAAUAAAAGAAGAAGAAAAGAAUUGUCUUGUCAAUGAAUUAAGGGAUAAACUUGAGGAAGCAAAUCAUCGCAUACAAGUGAUGAACGAUGAAAAACGAUAUUUUCUUGAGCAAAUGGACGAAAAUGAGAAAAUAAAAGAAGACCUAAUAAAAAUAAAAUAUCAUAACGAAAUACUUUUAGAGACCAAAAACAGUUUUCAAAAUGAUUUAUCAUUGAAAAAUCGCGAAAUUGAAAGUCUGUUGGCAAUGUUAGAUAAAAUUAAAAUAGAAAACCAGCGUGUUCACUUUAUUUCGGAAAGAAUUAGAAUUUUGGACCAAAAAAUAAUGCUAUUAGAUAAAUCUUAUGAUGAUUUAAUUCAAGAAAAUAAAUUUGUUUUAAAUCAAAUAAAUUUGCAAAAAGAUGAACUUAAUAAUCUUCAUUGUACCUUGAAAGUAAAAUCUGAGGAAAAUAAUAACUUGUCAAUUCAAAUACAAUCACUUCAAGAACAACUAAUGCAAGCCCAUAAUAAAAUAGAUUAUUUAGAAAAGGAAAAUUUAACUAUUACGACAGAAUUAAGUGCAAUAACAACUGAAAAUGAUUACCUGAAAAAGAAAAUUAAUUCAUAUUAUGAAAAAUUAGAAAAUGAACUAAACCUUAUAAAAACUUCCUAUAAUCAACUUAAAUCUGAAAAAGAAAAGGUUCAAUGUGAUUUACAAUUACAGUUAACCCUAAAGAAGGAAAUAGAAUUAGAAAAUAAAAAUUUACAAAAUGAAAUUAAUAACCUUAUGAAUAUAAGAAAUGAGGUUCACCAACAACUAGCGUCAUCUUCUACACUUUAUUUAGAUUUAAAAGAAGAAGUACAAAAAAUGAAAAAAGAAAAAGAUCUUAAUCAAAUACGGAUUCAAAGUUUAUUAGACGACAUAGAUAAAUCGGAUCAAUUAAUUGUUAACCUCAGGGAAGAUAUUUCAACCCGCGAUGUAAAAAUAUCGAUUUUAGAGAAUCAUGUCAAUGAAUUAGGUGAUGAAGUCCAAAGAUUACAAACAAUUUUAUCUACCACGAUUGACUUUGGAGAAGCAAUAAAUGAAAGAAAUAAUAAAAUUGAUAAUUCGUUAAAGCAAAUGGAAGCACAUCACUCAAAAGCUACUCAUAAUAUGAGAAUUGAAUUAGCGAAAUUAAUGGAUGAAAAUUAUAAAUUGGAAGAAAAAAUUUCUGCCACAAAAGAGGAAAUUGAGGAAUCUACAAUGAAAAAAGACACUUAUUCUUCUCAGGUAACUCGUUUAGAAGGCGAAAGAGAAAUAAUUGUAACAUACAUUAAGCAACUUGAAAUAAAAUGUGUAGGUGAUAGCGCUUUAUCGCCUGAUAAUUGUUAUGUUGAGAAUAUUUUGACAUCGCUAGACAUAAUCAGUGAUUAUAUAGAAGCUAGAAAUAAUUCAUCUCAGUUAGUUUUAAGUAAAGCUGAUGAGGCUAAAAGAAUUGUUGAGAAAGAAAAGCAGAAUAUAAUAAAAGAAAAAGAAGAAAUCAUAAAAGAUAAAAUUAAUGUACAAAAACAAUUAGUUGUUCUGAAGGAACAGUUAGAAGAACAAAUAACUAAAGACAAGGAGAUUAUUAAUGACUUAGAAGCAGAAUUAUCAAAUCAAAAGCUUAUAAUUAGUAAAAUAAAUGAAUCAACAGAGAAUUAUGUCUUAAAAUUAGAAGAAGAACUACGAUCUCUUCGAGAAUUGUACACAAAUGCAUUAGCUAAAAUAAGUGAUUUGGAAUAUAAUUUAUCAAUUGAAAAGGAACAAAACAAACAAAAUAAUAAUAUUAUUGAACAGGCAAAAAUCGAUUUGGAAAAAAAAUGUCAAGAUAUUAAAACUCUCCAAGUGAGUUUUGAGACUUUAAAAAAUAAAAAUUUAAUGGAUUUCGCUAUUCAAUGUAAUAUAAAAAAUAUUCAAAAUAAUAUUUCAGCACAAACUGAAAAUAUGGGGCUACGGGAAAUUUCCGUUAAUUCUUUGGAAGAAAAGAAUAACACAACAUUCGAUAGUGUAGAUAGUUUGGAAAAUGACAAGGUAAUGAAUUUAAAAACUACAGGUUUUGAAAACUUAAAAUCUGAUCAAAAACUAAACGAUUUGAAUUUGAAAAAGGAAUCUGAACCAAUCAAUGAAGUUCAAAUUUUGACCGCAAAUGUAAAACCUGAUUUUGAUUUCGUAAGAAAUGCAUAUUUAAGUUACAAAUUAAAAAGACUUAGUAUAGGAGGAAUGGAACAAUAUUCCGUAUCUUGUAUCAGUGAUGAAGACAUUUCGGAUUCUUAUGGCAGGGAAUCGCUUACAGUCAAUAGUAAAUUAUCCAGUAAAAGUUUAGCCACUCCUACGUUUACUCUUAAGGAACCAAAUAUUAAAAUCAAUAAAAUCUCAGAUAUUCAAACUCCGUAUUCUACAUCAAGCUUAAACUCUAAUGACACUAAUCAGAACCGUGGUAAUAAGACAACAGUUACUGGUUUUACUAUUGUUGAUAGUAAAACUAAAGACCAUUUCACUAAUAGCAUCAAAAAUGGUAAAAGUCGUAUAACAUCGACUCACAAGAAAAUCCCUGACGAUAAAAAAAAUAAUGACCAGUACCAAUUCACAAAUAGCAUUAAAAACAGUAAAAGAAGUUUAACUUCUAAUAAUUUAGAGGUCUCCGAUUAUGAAGAUAUUUUUGUUAUUUACCAGGAUACUGAUCAUGACAAUAAAUCUAGAAAUGAUUCAAGUAUUUUAAGUAACAAAGAAUACUUAGUAAAAUCAAAAUCUUUAGAAAUAAAUAAAAUGAACUCUCAAACAAAAGACAAAAAAAUCGAAAAAGUGUUAGUAGAUUCACUACCUAUUAAUUAUACCAAGCCUAUGGUCAGCAACAACCAUGAACGUAAAAAAAAAUCAUUGAACCAACCUAUGCAAAAUUCUUUAAGUGAAGUAUCUCUAAUAAAAAAAAUGUCCCACCACUAUAUAAAAAUCAAUAACAAUGAAAAGAAACGUGAAAAUAAUGAUGACAAAUUGAACGCCGUUAGAUUGUCACGUUCACUUAAUUCCUUGAUAUCCUCUGAGGUGGAUGCUGAAUCAAACCAAGAAGUUGUCAAUGUGAAUCAUAAUAUUGGAAAAUUAAACGCAGUAUUAAAUAAAAAUGAAGAAUAUAGGGAAGUACACUGGAAUAAGCAUCAUGAUGUUACGCGCGAUAGUAUAAAUAAAUUAAGUUAUGAUGAAAACACAUUAAAUGAUAUCGGUAAAAACAUUUCAAUAAUAAAAACAAAACAACAAGAAACAAUAAAUAAAAAGAAUAGACCAAUAAAACAUAAAUUAAAAAAAAUUGAACAUGACUACAUUUCGAACGCGGCAAAGCAACAUAUCAAAUUGGAAGAUGAAACAUUUAAAACUGCUAAUGAUAGCAAGGAUACACUUACUAAAUCAAAUUUUAUUUCCAAUAAUUCCAGUGCUUCAAAAAAUCUAAUUUUCCCAAAUAGUUCAUCAAAAUCUGAAUCUAGUAAAAAUGCUAUUACACAAAUUUAUAAUUUGGAAGAUGAAACAUUUAAAACUGCUAAUGAUAGCAAGGAUACAUUUACUAAAUCAAAUUUUGUUUCCAAUGAUCCCAGUGCUUCAAAAAAUCUAAUUUUCCCAAAUAGUUCAUCAAAAUCUGAAUCUAGUAAAAAUGCUAUUACACAAAUUUAUAAUUUGGAAGAUGAAACAUUUAAAACUGCUAAUGAUAGCAAGGAUAUAUUUACUAAAUCAAAUUUUGUUUCCAAUGAUCCCAGUGCUUCAAAAAAACUAAUUUUCCCAAAUAGUUCAUCAAAAUCUGAAUCAAGUAAAAAUGCUAUUACCAUUAAAAAUAAAUUAGAAACAAAUGAUAUUGGUGUAAUGGUUGAAAUUGAAGAUGUUUCUUAUUAUAAUGAAAAGAUAAGGUCUCUUACAAAUACAUUAAAAAAUGUUGAACGAGAGUAUAAAGAGAAAAUUCGAGCUAUCAAAGCACAAUAUGAUAAUAACGUAAAAAAUAUAAUGAAUGAGCACAAUCAAGGCGUUCACAACCUACAAAGUCUUCAUGAGGAAACUUUGCAAGACAUACUAAAAUUACAUGAAAACGAAACAGACACUUUAAGAACAUUAAGUACAGAGGCUAUGCGAAAAGUAGAUAAACUGGAGAAAGAAAACCACAUUUUAAGAGAUGAAAUACUAAAGUCGAGCCUGUUCAACUCAGAUGAGGAACAGCAAAAAAUUUCUUCUCCUGAAAUAAAGAAACGCAUGAUGAAACAUAAGUCUCCAUUUGACAUUAAAACACUUAGCAAAACAUCAGUAGAGGAAUUUAGUAUUAAGCCAAAGGUAAGAACACAUGGUCUAUGCACGUGUUCUGUCGGUAUGAACGUUUCUGACACCAUCCGCAAAAUAUUUGAGCAAGUGGAUUUGGACCAACGAAGAACGGCUGAACAGGCAUACUUAAAAUAUGUCGCAAAUAAAAUAUUGACGGAAAGCGUUGAGGCGUUAGAUGCUCAAGAGCUCUCAUUUUUGCAUUUUAAAGUAUGCAGAACGUGGAAGACGAUACUACGUAAGCAAGAAACAGUUCAUAAAAGGAUAGACUCCUUAGAAACCGAACUUAUGAAAAAACAACGACUAGCACAAAAACAUAUUAUGGAGUUAGAUCGUAAAGUGGCGGAAGAAAGACGGCGUUUACAAGAAGUUCGUGAUGCUCUAUGUCGCGACACGCUGGCAGGCACUCGAGCCAGUAGUCCCCAGCCAUCAACGCGUAUUAUUCUUCAACACAAUAUCGCCGAGAAGGAUGUAUCGCGUAACUGCAUGGAGGCUGUAUACAAUUAUGGACUUGAAGAGAGGCUUUCUGCAGGCGAUCUCACACCACGAUUGUCCUGUAGCGACCUACGAUGUCGUCGAGUUACUAAAGAAAGCAAUAGGGCAGUCCAGGCAAAAGUAGACGCUGGGGAACGUCGGGAGAAGAAAUCAUAUUGCGACGAGCGACCAACACGCUUACGGCGUUCAGUCGAGCGACCGCAUAGCCGAAUUCAAAAAAAAUAA